UCGCCCGCCUCUCCGUUGUGGGCCCGGCCUGGCGCCGCCGUGGGGGCUCCUUCCCGGCCCCGCCGGCGCCCUCCAGUUCGCUCCGGUUCCGUCGCCCCAUUGUGUGCCGUGUGCUGGGCCGCGGGGUCGGGCGGCUCCGACCCUGCCGCGCUCUCGGGGCCCGCCCGUCCCCGCCGCUGCCGGCGGUAACAAUGGGAGCCGUGCUCCCGCYCUGCCGGGCUCCUCGCGGGCCGUCGGGCCCGCUGCUGCCGCCGCUCCUCGGUGACGCCCCGGCGGCCGUGGCCGGGGUGGUUUUGAUGCCCUCGUAAAAUUCCCGGGCAACGGGCGGUUCAGGGGUCCUGGAGGAGCCCCGGCCCGCGAAUGCCGCCCUCCUCCACGYCCCUCCAUCCCGGUCUGGGGGCUCUGCUUGCGCCCUCCGGCCCGGGAGUCUCCCUGGUAAAGCGCUGCCCGUCGAUAACAAGUCGGGGGCUCUGAUGGCAUCUGCGGGAGCAUCUCCCUAAAAGCUCGUGCUUUGCAUGCACGGAGUGACUCGGUUUGCGGCCGCCAUGUCUUUGCUCCGGGGAAAAACUUCUCACACUGAUAACCCUCUUUUGGAUUCUUUUUCUGCCCCAUGUUGCAGGGAAAGCUUUGCCUUCUCUGGCACUUUCCUUUGGGGCUCUGGAGCUUUUUGCACGUGUUAAUUAAGCUUUGUCGGAAUGAGAUGAAAAAAUACCAUUUCUCUGUAUUAACACAUCAGGGAAACUGAGACUGGGAUGUGCCAGCGCUCAUGGAGUGGCAGCCAGCAGGCCUGGCACAGCCAUGGGGCCUACAAAUCCUGGUACUGAAACUGUAACUUACCUGACRUUUCUAAUAAAAUGAACAGUUUGUUACAUUUUUGUAUCCCCUCAUUUUCUGGAGACUCCACACUUCACUUGUGUAGUUGAGACUCUCCUCUUUAGGCCUGGCAGACAGGCRGUGAUGUGGUCUGAGAAGGAAAGGGGGAAACGGCAAAUGCCUUAUUUGAUGCGGGUAUUGUAACCUGUAGCUGUGAAACUUUUUGUUUUCUUUAAGCCCUGAGUGCAGUGCUGGCCUGUUYUCCUGAGGUGUGAGCACUGCCCCAUUUAAUGCUGGUGCUCCAGUGUGGACUGGUCACCACUUGCUUUGGCUGGAGCUGCCCUUUCACCUCUUGGUGCACGUGGGCAGRUUUGCUCUUUUAAAAGAGGUGAAAUGUUUUCGGUGAGGAUGGUUUUGAUCUGGGAAACUCAUGUGCAGCUGUGGGGCCAGGAUAGACAUUGGGAUAACCAYGUUCUGCAGUUCAGUGCUGCUCAUGAGCUCAUCUCAAGUACCCCCAUUGUGGAAUAAGUUAUCAGUAUUUGAAUCCUCUUUCCUCAAGGGGUCUGCAUGGGUCACCCCCUUACCUGAUGGCCUCAGCAGARUGAGAGCCUGGGUGAGGUUUUUAUUGUAGAUAUUUUUCUUGGGUUUUUUUGCAUGUUAAAGGACAAAUGCUCGUGCUGCUGGUGGCAGCAAUGCAGCUGGGCAGGGUAUGGCAGCUGCUGAAUGAUGCCUGGGCACUGCACAAGGUUUAAACUCGCCUGGAACUGCAGCUCAGGGAAGUUGCAGGCUGGGUUCCUACAGAUGUGUGGAAUCACUUCCCUCUGGGCCUGUGGUUCUGCUGCCAGGUUGGUUAAAUGCAACAAAUUGUUUGUGUGUGAAACUUGGAACUGGAAGAAAGCAAAAAUAAAUAUAUGCCAUGAGAAAGAAGCCUGCAUGGAGGGGAUGGCUGGGGACAGGGGGCUUUGUCUGCUCUGCCUUGGCAGAAGCCCAGGCUUGGUGUUCUUCCCGCAUUCCUCAGGGGCUCCUGAUGGCUCUGCAGGUAGUUUGGAUUGUUUCUUGAUAGGAGACCUUGUAAAACUGGYGUUAAUUGGCGUAGAUGAGGCAUAGAUGGCCACAAAGGGGGAACUUUGGAGGUUUUGUAGGGAGCUGCAGGAGCAGUUGCACAAAAAUUUGCCUACAAAUGAAGGGCAGGCACUGAGGGGAGCAGGCAUGGGGGAUGUGUGUCCAGUGCAAAGGGGAUGUUAAUGCCUCUCUGCUCUCAGGAAGGAUUUCUCACCCAGUCGAGUGCUUACAAACUUCUACAGGAGUUUCCCCAGCUUUUCCUGGGCUAUUUGCUAGCACUGCUUCUGAGUUUCCCUACUUGGCACCCUGUGUUUUGCUCUGUCCUGCCUUGCUCACGUACUGCAGUGUUUUGGAUCAGAUCCUGCAGGUCAGAUUGUCUUGCUAAGCUUUUCUCCCUGCCCUGACACUCUGUGGCUCCUUCCAUUGUCCAGGUGCACGCAGCAAGUCCUGCUGUUUUGGGGGAAGGCUUUGGAGUCUUAGUAACGAAAUACAAAAAUUCUGUGAAAUUUCUGUAUUCUGUGAUUAUUGAAAUUUCAGGGGCUCAGAAGUGCUGUGGGAUGUCUCUUGAAUCUUUUGUGCUGGGAAGGUGCUUGGGAGGGUAAAACCUCAGUGCUAAUCCCCUUCUAACACUCCCUGCCUUGAGGCCCAGUCUGAGAUUGGAAAAAUGCUUGCCUGGGACACUCAAACUCUUCUUGGGAUUUUUUGCCUCAGGCAUUUAUCUAACAAUGUUACUGGCUGUUAUUCUUUAUAGACAUCUUGUUCACUUUUUUUGGUAUGUUUUUARUACAGAAUACUAAGAAAAGCUUGAUAUUUCCAGUUUGGGGGAAUAAUAUAAAUAAACAAAAACAGGCAGUUCUAGGAGGGCAGGUUUUCUUUAAAACAAAAAUUCCACAGACCUGUAGCACCACUUAUUGCUGGAGCAUUUUUGCUUCCGCUGCCCUGCUUCGAAGGUAAGAAAGGAAAAGGGGAAGUUGCUGAGUAGCUGUGUCUGAGGCUCUGAGAUACUCUGUCUACUAAGUGAAGUUUCUUUGAAGCUUUUUUUCAAGCAUUUCUGCUCCAGUUGAUGGCCACAGCCUGUGGCAAAUCUGUGCCCACUUAUUUUGUGUUUCAACAAGUUGCUCAAUUCUUUGCCUCAAAUCCAGGGAAUGACUUCAGAAUGAAGGCGAGUCGAUCUAGAUUGCCUGAGAAAGAGUUUUUUUUACAAUGAGGAUAGUGAGGCCCUGGCACAGGUUGCCCAGAGAAGCUGUGGCUGCCCCAUUCCUGGUUGGACCAGGCUUGGAGCAGCCUGGUCUAGUGUAAGCUGUCCCUGUCCAUGGCAGGGGUGGCACUGGAUGGGCUUUAAGGUCCCUUCCAACCYGAAUUGGUCUGUGAGUCUGUGAUUCUACUUCUGCUACUGGGGCCUGGUUGCUCCCACCUGGAACACUCUGCCAUGGUAUCGAGAGAGGAACCUCAAGAAGCACAAAUGGCUGUUUUGUGUUGGGACCACACGGUGAUGGCAGCCUGGUCCACUGUGGUUUUAGGGAAGUGGUGGGGAGUGGUGGGGUCUGUAGCAGCCUUUCUGGCUCUAUUGCCCAUGUGUUUGUUCAGUCUUGGUGCURUCUUUUUGUUUUGGUUUCUAACAGUCCGUUCUCUCUUCUCCCCUGACCCACCACAGAGUUCAACCUUGUAAAUACUGUUAUUUGUAUAUACUGUAAAUGAUGACAUCGGUGGGCACUAACCGAGCCCGGGGGAACUGGGAGCAGACACAGACACAGAGCCAGACGCAGCACAAGCAGCGGCCGCAGGCCACUGCGGAACAGAUUCGACUUGCACAGAUGAUUUCGGACCACAACGAUGCUGACUUUGAGGAGAAGGUGAAACAACUGAUUGACAUCACAGGCAAGAACCAGGACGAGUGUGUGAUUGCUCUGCAUGACUGCAACGGAGAUGUCAACAGAGCCAUCAACGUGCUGCUGGAGGGCAAUCCAGACACGCAUUCCUGGGAAAUGGUUGGGAAGAAGAAAGGUGUCUCAGGACAGAAAGAGAGUGGACAGACGGAACCCAGUGAAGAAAGCAAAGAGAACCGGGAGCGGGAGCGGGAUUUCAGCAGACGACGUGGCGGGCUGCCGAGGCGAGGACGAGGUGCCAGCCGUGGAAGAGAGUUUCGGGGCCAGGAGAAUGGGCUAGAUGGUGCUAAGAGUGGAGGAUCUUCUGGAAGAGGCACGGAAAGAGGGAGACGGGGACGUGGCCGAGGCMGAGGUGGCUCUGGACGGCGAGGGGGAAGAUUUUCUGCCCAAGGCAUGGGGACUUUCAAUCCAGCUGACUAUGCUGAGCCRAGCAGCACAGAUGAGAAUUAUGGGAAUAGCAACAACAAUACGUGGAACAACACUGGGAGCUUUGAGCCGGACGAUGGCACAAGACUUGAUUUCAUUGGGGGUGAGGGGUCAAAUUAUCCCCGAAAAUUUGACACUGCUCCUGGUACGAUACAUCCAGGUGCAUGGAGGGCAGCAACAGAAGAAUGGGGCACRGAAGACUGGAAUGAAGAUCUGUCAGAGACAAAGAUCUUCACAGCUUCCAAUGUGUCUUCAGUGCCUCUGCCUGCUGAGAAUGUGACAAUCACAGCUGGACAAAGAAUUGAUCUGGCAGUCCUGCUAGGAAAGACACCCUCUUCUAUGGAGAAUGAGUCAACAAACCUGGAGUCAUCCCAGACUCCUUCCCUGGCCCAGCCACUGGUGUUCAGCAAUUCUAAGCAGAGUGCUCUAUCCCAGCCUGCYUCUGGAAACUCCUUCUCUCACCACAGCAUGGUGAGCAUGUUGGGGAAAGGGUUUGGAGAUGUCGGGGAGGCCAAAGGCAGCAGUACCACAGGGUCGCAGUUCCUGGAGCAGUUCAAGACAGCCCAGGCUCUGGCUCAGCUGGCAGCUCAGCACACCCAGCCUGCUGGGAGCACCACUGCUGCUUCCUGGGACAUGGGAUCCACCACACAGUCCUCGUCUCUGGUGCAGUACGAUCUCAAGAACCCAACAGACUCUUCCGUGCAUAGUCCCUUCACCAAGCGUCAGGGCUUCACAUCAACUUCAACCAUGAUAGAAGUGUUCAUGCAGGAGAAACAGCCUGUGGUGACUGCUUCCACAACCACGCCGGCWCCCCCUUCCUCUCCAUUGCCCAGCAAAACCAAUCCUGUUCCCCAGAUGUCCCCAGGGUCCUCGGACAACCAGUCUUCAAGUCCCCAGCCAGCMCAGCAGAAGCUGAAGCAGCAAAAGAAAAAAGCAUCAUUAACAUCAAAGAUUCCUGCACUUGCAGUGGAAAUGCCUGGCUCCUCGGAUAUCUCAGGGCUAAACCUGCAGUUUGGGGCGUUACAGUUUGGUUCAGAGCCUGUUCUUGCCGAGUACGAAUCGACGCCCACAACCAGUGCUGCUGUGAGCCAGUCUCAGAGCAGCCUGUACACCAGCUCGGCCAGUGAAUCUUCAUCCACAAUUUCGUCCAAUCAAAGCCAGGAGUCUGGUUACCAGAGUGGCACAAUACAGACAGCAACAUUUACCUCCCAGAAUAGUGCUCAGGGACCACUGUAUGAACAGAGAUCCACCCAGACGAGGCGAUACCCAAAUUCUAUCUCCUCCUCGCCCCAGAAAGAUCUGACCCAGGCUAAGAAUGGUUUCAGUUCUGUACAACCCACGCCAUUACAAACUACACAGGCUGUUGAAGGUGCUACAGGCCCUGCAGUGAAAUCCGAUUCCCCCUCUGCUCCCAGUAUUGCACCUCUCAACGAUGGGGUGUCUGCAUCGUCCUUGCUGACAACAGCCAGCCAACAUGCAACAGCUCUGAGCAGCCUGAGCCACAGUGAGGAGCUCCCCAGUACAACCACUGCUCAGCUCAGCAGUGCAUUACCCACCCAGCAGAACAGUCUGUCCUCAUCCACAUCCUCUGGGCGAACAUCGACUUCAACUCUUUUGCACACAAGUGUGGAGAGUGAAGCAAGCCUCCAUUCUUCUGCUAGUACUUUCUCCACCUCCUCCAGCACGGUGUCAGCUGCCCCACCAGUUGUCAGUGUUUCAUCCAGCCUCAGCAGUGUCAGCAGCCUGGGGCUCAGCCUCAGCAGCAACUCCACGGUGACGGCCUCGACUCGCAGCUCCGUUGCAACCACAUCAGGAAAAGCCCCUCCCAAUCUCCCUCCUGGAGUCCCACCGUUGUUGCCUAAUCCAUACAUCAUGGCUCCAGGGUUGCUACAUGCCUAUCCGCCACAGGUGUACGGAUAUGAUGAUUUGCAAAUGCUCCAGACAAGAUUCCCAUUGGAUUACUACAGCAUCCCAUUCCCUACACCCACCACGCCACUGACUGGAAGAGAUGGCAGCCUGAGCAGCAAUCCAUACUCUGGUGACUUAACAAAAUUUGGCCGAGGUGAUGCCUCUUCCCCAGCUCCUGCAACAACUCUGGCACAGCCUCAGCAGAGCCAGACCCAGACUCACCACACCACACAGCAGACGUUCCUGAACCCGGCGCUGCCUCCUGGCUACAGUUACACCAGUCUGCCAUACUACACAGGGGUACCAGGGCUCCCCAGCACCUUCCAGUACGGGCCCGCCGUGUUCCCUGUUGCUCCUACCUCUUCCAAGCAGCAUGGUGUGAAUGUCAGCGUCAACGCAUCAGCAACCCCUUUCCAGCAGCCCAGUGGCUAUGGCUCUCAUGGGUACAGCACUGGUGUAUCCGUGACAUCCAGUAAUACAGGGGUGCCGGACAUCUCGGGCUCUGUCUACUCCAAAACUCAGCAAUCCUUCGAGAAGCAGGGAUUUCACACUGGAACCCCAGCAGCCUCCUUCAACCUGCCUUCGGCGCUGGGCAGCGGCGGCCCCAUCAACCCUGCRACGGCAGCGGCGUAUCCCCCCACCCCCUUCAUGCACAUCCUGACCCCACAUCAGCAGCCACACUCGCAGAUCCUCCACCACCACCUGCAGCAGGACGGGCAGAGCGGCUCCGGGCAGCGCAGCCAAGGCAGCUCCAUCCCCCAGAAAUCGCAGGCCAACAAGUCCGCCUACAACAGCUACAGCUGGGGUGCCAACUGAGGCCGGGCCCCCUCGCCACCACUCGCUUCCAGAAGAGAAUCCCAGCGACCCCAAUGACGACGAAGGAUCCCAGGGAGGAGAGAGCCCUGUGGCGGGGAGCACCUGGGCCCCCAGCCCUGGCAGGGCCCCGCAGGGCAGGCCGCAGGCACCUCUGCGUUGUCUGUCUUCAGCCACUUUCCUGUUGUAUGUAAUAUAGAAUUUGUAUUUUUUUCUUUUUUUUUUUUUUUCCUUUUUUUUUUCUC
Molecule: messenger RNA, 7153 nt
Organism: Malurus melanocephalus (red-backed fairy wren)
Lineage: Eukaryota; Metazoa; Chordata; Aves; Passeriformes; Maluridae
Gene: UBAP2L
Product: ubiquitin associated protein 2 like
Exons: 27
Coding region: 3570-6911 (1113 amino acids)
Cellular component (GO): nucleus; cytoplasm
Molecular function (GO): protein binding
Source: RefSeq, a predicted model, not a curated record